UCAAAGCCAGAAAGAGUGGAUGGUUGAACUUCAAAAAACUAUUUCCCGUGAUAAUAAAUACAUAUAUAUUACAUCCACACAAUUAGUUGGUGUCUGCCUUUUCCUUUUUGCAUUGCCUAAGCAUGCUCCAUUUAUAAAGGAUGUAGCUGUGGAUGUAGUUAAGACAGGUCUGCGAGGAGCCGCUGGAAAUAAGGGAGGUGUGUCGAUUCGCUUGAUGCUCUAUAAUACAUCUAUGUGCUUUGUGUGUGCGCAUCUUGCAGCGGGCCAAUCUGAGGUCUUUGAAAGAAAUGCAAAUUAUGAAGAAAUAACAAAGAAGCUUAAUUUUCCUCUGGGACGUACCCUUGAUUCUCACGAGUAUGUAUUUUGGUGUGGAGACUUCAACUAUAGGAUUGAUUUACAAGCUGAAACUGUAAGAAAGCUUGUGAAGGAAAAAAACUGGCCUGCACUUCUUGCGGCAGAUCAGCUUAUCAACCAACGACAAGCUGGUCAGGUAUUCCAUGAUUUCAUUGAAGCCCCAAUAAAUUUUCCUCCAACUUACAAAUAUGAUGUAUUUUCUGAUGAUUAUGAUACCAGUGAAAAGAAUCGAAUUCCAUCAUAUACUGACAGAGUGCUUUACAAGAGACGUAGCUUUGUAGAUGGAGAAAGUGAAUAUCCUGGGAAUAUAGUGUAUUAUGGACGAGCUGAAUUGAAAACUUCAGACCAUAGGCCUGUUAUUGCAUUAAUUGAUGUUGAAGUUCUGCAUAUCAAUGGCCCAAAGAGAUUGGAAAUAUUUGAAGAACUUAUUGAAUCUGGUCCGCCUGAUGGCACUAUUAUUGUUAGUUUUGAAACCAAAAGUGUAAAACCUGAAGUAUUUUUAAAAGAAGACUUUAAAUAUAAACUUCUGCAUGAAAUAUUUAAGGAAAAGGUUUCACAUAUGAGAAUUAUUGGUGAUGAAGUAUAUGUUAUAUUUAAAGAAGUAAAGUUUGCUCUAGAAGCCUUAGAUUACAAUGACAAAGAGAUGAACGGAUGCAUUUUAAAAGUUCGAUUAAAAACACCUGACUGGCGUGCAGACAUUUAUAAAGUUCUAAAAUUGUGUCAAAAUAACACUGUUUCACUAACUCCUACUAGUUCAGUAGCAUCCCAUGAUGCUGACUUUCUCUCCUGUGAAUUAGCUGAUGGUGAAGAUGAUCAUCAGACCCUUCACAAAGCUGUUGCAGAACUCAACAAGGAAGUUUUGAAAUGUUUCGAUUCAAAAAAUGAAUGGAGUUCUGUUCUAGAAGGAUAUAAUGAUUCAGAUUAUGAUGUGUCCAAGUCACAGCCCUCAUCUGGCAGAAGUUCACCUUUCACAGAUGGAGGUAGUGAAAGAUUAAAAUCUUCUCCUGUUAAAUUACCUCCAAGACCUCCUCCACCUUCUAGGCCCUCUGCUCCACAACGUCCUCCUCCUCCACAACUGUCGAGGCAUACAGAUGGUAGUAUGAACGAUAAAUCUAAGGCUGUGAAUGAUUCAACAUGCACUUCAGAAAAAGAGAAAAUAGCUACAGCAGAAAUCCAGUAUAAUGAUGAAAAAGACAAUUAUAUAUCUGCUCCCCCUCCAUCCGGCCCACCACCACCUCUUCCUUUUCAUCAAGAUUUGCUGCAGUCACUCAACAGUGCUGAAGCUCACCAAUCUGUCCCUGAAGAAUCAUCUAAACAGGCAGCUCAACCUCCACCUAUUCCCUUGCGGCCUAAACAUCUGGCUGCUUCUGCUGUUGGUCAACCCCCUCCACUUCCAGCUCGAUCAUCUGCUCCUUCUCAGCAAACCAAAGAUGCUCCUUCUGUAGUUCCUCGUAAGUCAGUCCAAUGAAUUUAUUAUUUUGGCUUGGUUUAUGAUGCGGGUGUUUUAUUUUCAAAAAAAAAAAAAAAAAAAAAAAAAAACUUGGCAGCUUUCCUAUUAAUUUGAUACAUAAAUUUAAUUUAUUUUUGUUUUAUUAUUUUAUACAUGGUAUUUUGUAAAUUCUGUUACUGAGAUUCGUCAGUUUGAAAUUACACUCACAUGUACUUAAUUUUGUUUAAACUUAGACUAAUGAAAAUUAAUUUGCAUUGCUAUUAUUCCAGCACUUUUGAGGCUUUAAAUUUAAUUACUGUGCUUUAAUUGAUACUUUAGCAGAGAUAAGAUUAUAUGCUUUUUAAGCACUGAAAAUUAUCCAAACAUUUUGAAUAUUUAAUUUAGUUACAUUUUAUGAGUUAAAUUAUGAAAUAAAAACACAUAUUCAGUCAUUUCCUCACUAGUUUCAGAAGAGUGUGAAAAACAAGAAUAACCUUUCGACCUAGUAAGUGUUUAUUAAAUUGGUUUCUGACUAAAUCUUAAAUUAUCUUAAUUGUAUUCAGGAAUUUGUUUUAUUGCAUAAUUUUGUUUCAUUCUCAUUGGCCUUAGAACUGAAAUUUGUAAUGCACCAAAUUUCUUUAGAAAGACUGACACUUUUGGGAGUUGUUUGCAAAAGCUCUAUCAUUAGUUAUAAUUCAUAUAUAUAAUUAUCUAAAAUAGAAAUUCUAUUCUUCAGUUUUCAAAAUAUGAUCAAGAAAUGUUUCUUGUUUAUUACUAAACUAUUUAAUUUAGCAAAUUAAUUUUAUAUAUCCUUCUAUCAAUAUCAUUAAAAGUUUUGUCUGCCAAAAAGGCUAAGAUGCUGAAGCAUCAGAAAUUGCAUAGUUACCAAUCAAAAUGCAUAAAUUUGCCUAUUAUUUUGAUGCUUGAACUCAAGCUGAUUCCCACAUAUAUACAAUUUUGCAUAGUGACAUUUUUAUAUGUUUUAGCUUAAUAAGUUUUUUUAAUUGUUUACAAAAUGAUAAUUUACUUAUAUUUAUGAAAGGCUACCAUAUUUGUUACAUUAUUCUAAGCGGAACCACAGGAAAAGCCAAUCAUUCAAUAGACACAGGUUUUGCAGUCGUUGUGAAACACUCUGUAUUUUUUCAUUUUAAUCGUAGUGCAGUUUCGAAACAGCAAAUAUUAUUUAUGGAUUUGAAUGAAGAAAUACAAGAAUUUAAUUUUCUCUAUUAACAAAUUAUUAUUUAAAUGCUUUAUUCAAAUGAGCUUCCUUUCUGAAUUUCUACAUUCCAAACAUACCAUAGAACUGUUAUUUGAGCUUUAUGAGUUAAAAGUUUCCUUGGUAAGUCAAAUUUUCAAUUACAGUCAACUCUCAACUUACUGAGGAUGGGAGUCGAACAGUUAACUCAAAAUCAUGCAUUAUCAGAACACAGUUAAAAACACAGGAAAGAGGAAUAAUCUUAUGAUCUUAUGAUAUCUGUAUUUAGUCCUGAAAAUUAAAUGAAUGUUAAAACAAUGCAUUUUAAAUAAGGGAACAAUGUCACUAGCUUUCAAGAAAAUAAGCUAUAAAAGGUUGUGGCAUCUUCUGCGGUCACAGUUGCCACAUUUUUCGGCAGAAACUUUUGUAUUAUUAUGAUCAUUACUUUCCCUUUCUUCUGUCAUAGACAGGAAUAGCCUUUUCUUAGAUAAGGCCCAGUUUGUUGGGAGUUGAUUGUACUCGAAUUUUUCUGUACUUUUUUCAGUUACAUUUUAUAUAUCUAACAAAUGUUUAAAUCAGAUGUGUUUUUUAUUACUUUCCAAAGUGAUGAUGUUUUAUUCUAAGUUUUUUAAAGACAUUUUCUGGGGUGUUCUGUAUUACUUAGAUACUGUAUUAAGAAAUGACCUCUGUAUUUUCUUUUUAUGUAAUUGCACAGUGAAUUAAUAAUAGCUCAUGCACAAGUUCUGUAUAUUAAUAGGAAAAUAUGUAUAUACUGUAAAUAUAAUUUUAAGAGUAUCUUUUGCAUAAUAUAAGCUGACAAAUACUUCAGCAGCAAGAGUAUGUCAUGAAAAUAGUCCAAAUCUCCAUUAACAGUACAAAUGGAAAUUUGGAAUAUUUUGAUGACAAUUCAUUUUAAUACUUAUUUAUGUUCAGCCAUUUUGUUUGGGACUGACUUUAUUGAAACAGAAAAUGGAAGGAAAAAUCUCAGGAUCAUGAGAAACUAGAUCCUUUUGAUAUUUAUUAAGUUGUAUUUUGUAUUAUUUAUGCCAGAAAGACACAAAUUUUCUCGAUAUGGACUGAAAAUGCACAAAAAGGCAAAUAUUUAAGCAAGAUACUGUUUAAUCACAAUUUGCCUUUCGUUUAUGCAGUAAAUAUAUCUCUAAAUUCAUAUUACUAAAAUUAAUAUUCAAUAAAAAUAGAAUUUAUUCAAUACUUUUCAAAAAAAAAAGUGCAAUCAGUAUAAAUCAUGAUAAAAUCUGUUAGAUUUUUCAAGCAUAUAAGAAUGAUAAAUUUUUAUGACAACCAGUUCCUGGAAUGACAUGUAUAAUUUUUCAAUUAAAUUUUUAUAAGUAUGCUUUUAUUUCCUAAAUGAAUACAAUUUGGUUAAUCUUUGGAAGUCAGCAAUUUUGGAAAUAGUGAUUUAAUAACUAAAUCAAAGGCUACAUUAAAAAUGCAAUAAAAUCUUAAAUAAAAAGUGACAAGAAAAGAAAAAAAUAAAAUUAAAUGCAAGUAUAAAACCUUGUCUGUGGAACAAUUCAAGUAUUUGAGGAGGGCAUCUAAAAUGUUCUUAGAAUCGGAAAUAUUAUUCUUUUAAUAAAAUCUGAAUUAUUUAUUUUGCUCGACAUGUCUCAUGAAAUGUAAGGAUAUAUCAUAUUAACACUUGAUUCAAGCUGUUUCAAGUAUUUUUUUCAAGCUGAAGUUCAAAUUGAUUUAUUUUUUAAAUUUAAGUGCAAUCAAUAUAUGUGCAAUAAAAAUGAGAUUAUAAUUUUGAUGAAUUCAUCUUGUUUUAAGUGCAAUUUUAUUUCAUAUACUUAAGUCAUUCCUGAUGUGUGUAUCAAGUUGUAAAUACGUCUAGUCUCUAAAUAUAUUUAAUUUUCCAAUAUACACAGUUUUUAUAUUUAUAGUUUAUUAAUUUUUACUUGGUUUUAUAGUUAUUUAAUGAUUUUGUUUAAGCUCUUUAAUUUCUUUUCAUAAUGAAAAAUCACUUUAUUAAUAACAAUUGUGAGAUGUAAAUACAUUCAGAAUAAAAUAUUUUAAAAGCACUGUAUGGCAUAAUGCAUACCAGAAAUUCUGAAAAGUGUAUGAACUGGGUAUAUUAUUUACUGUAUGGAUAAUGUUUAAAUGUAAAUAUAGUGAAUAUUGACUAUUAAGUAUGCUAUGUGUCAUGAGGUUAAAAAUUGUAAUAAGUUUGUGAUUCAAAUGUAUUAGUAUGUAUUUCAAAAACUGCUGUUAAUAAAUAGGAUUCAUAUCAAGA
Molecule: messenger RNA, 5232 nt
Organism: Stegodyphus dumicola
Lineage: Eukaryota; Metazoa; Arthropoda; Arachnida; Araneae; Eresidae
Gene: Synj
Product: synaptojanin
Biological process (GO): synaptic vesicle endocytosis; phosphatidylinositol dephosphorylation
Molecular function (GO): phosphatidylinositol-4,5-bisphosphate 5-phosphatase activity
Source: RefSeq, a predicted model, not a curated record